This is a messenger RNA of Ustilaginoidea virens, 1425 nucleotides long. RefSeq lists its product as uncharacterized. Gene Ontology annotation, biological process: mitochondrial L-ornithine transmembrane transport. The record is from RefSeq and is a predicted model, not a curated record. Bases 1 to 1425 code for a protein of 474 amino acids. NCBI's taxonomy places the organism in Eukaryota, Fungi, Ascomycota, Sordariomycetes, Hypocreales, Clavicipitaceae. The transcript has a single exon. Gene Ontology annotation, molecular function: L-ornithine transmembrane transporter activity.
AUGCCCGGCCGCAAUGACGCUGCUCCCCCGGCCCCCCCGGCCCCCUCGGCCCCCCCGGUUCCCAACAACUGGACUCCGGAACCCUCCAUGGGCGUGUUGCCCGUCCUGGCCAACCCCCACGAUUAUCCCGACCGAGCACCCCGCAGCAACGCCGCCACGGCGGCAUCCGCGGCCGGCGUGAGAGCUCUGAGCGCCCAGCUCGUCGCCUUCUACUUCCGCGCCCCGGCCAAGGCCUUCUUCCGCACUCGCGUGGACUACCUGGCGUACGCGCGGACCGUCCACCAGCAGCAGCUGACGCGCAUGCUCGAUGCCGCGGCGCGGGACGGCUCGGCGUCGGGGUCGGGGUCGCGGUCGCGGUCGCGGUCGCGGUCGCGCGUCUUCCUCCGGCGCGCCUGGAUCUGGCUGGCGAGCACGACGCCCGGGGUCGUGACCUCGGCGGUGCGGCAUCAGGGGUGGAGCGUGGUGCCGCACCAGAUUCUCCCUCCGCUCCUGGCCAACGUCGGCGUCGGCGCCGUCCUGUACACCAGCUACCUGCAUCUGCUGGGCCAUCUGCACCAGGGCAGCGCCAAGGCCGCCAAGAGGGUGUACCCGCCCCCGUCGCCGGCGAGCACGUUUGCCGCGGGUUUCCUGGCCGGCGGCCUGCAGAGCGUGCUCGCCGCGCCGCUGGACGCCCUCCAGGCCCGCUACGACCACCACGACCUGAUGCCCGGCGACGGAAGCGGCCGGCCCCGGAGCAUGUGGAGCUUCGGCGCCGAGAAGCUGCGCGAGAUUGGCUUGCGGGGCGUCUUCGCCGGCUGGGGGCUGUCGUUUGCCAAGGACAGCCUGGGCAGCGCCGUCUUCUUCAGCACGUUUGAGUACGUCAAGGCCCAGGGGUACUACCGCUUCGUCACCUGGUACUACGGCGGGCUGGAGCAAGACACGGUCGACCUGCUGGCCGUCAAGAGACCCCCCUCGCAGCAGGGCGCGGCGGCGGCGGCGGCGGCGGACGGCAAAGCCAGCGUCCUCCGACCGCACUACGCCAUAGAGCCCAUGUUUCUGUUCGCGGCCGGGUUCGGCGCGUCCCUCUGCCAGCAGCUGCUCCUGCACCCCCUGUCCCACCUGCAGGCCAAGCACUGGGACCGCCUGGAGGAGCUGGACGAAAAGGCCGCCCAGCGCCGCCGCCACCGCCGCGACCAGCCGUGGCGCAUGCUUCGCGACUACUGCCGCGCCUACCGGGCGACGUGGGCGGCGUGCAAGGCCGAGGCGGCUGCCGAGCGGCAGCGCUUGACGACGUGGCUGUACCGGGGGUUCUGGUGGAACGCGAUCCGCCAGGUCCCCAGCACAAGCGCCGGCCUGGUCAUCUUUGAGCUGAUUCGGCGCAAGUACGGCUACGGGGCCCAGGAGGUGAGGAUCACCAAGGACGGCUACGACAUCCUGCUCAGCUAG